Messenger RNA from Spirometra erinaceieuropaei, 852 nucleotides. NCBI's taxonomy places the organism in Eukaryota, Metazoa, Platyhelminthes, Cestoda, Diphyllobothriidea, Diphyllobothriidae. The record is from the annotation of a GenBank genome assembly.
AUGCCUGAAGGUGCGAGGGCAGUGUGGGCAGUGGAGGCGAGUGCGGUGGGUGUAGGUUGGUGCUUCACGCACUGGUUCGCCAGUCUCUGUGCGAUGGAUUCGCAAGUGACCGACCAGGCCGAUUGGUGAGGUGAAGGUACGGUCGCAGUGAGGGCAGGUGUAGUCCUGAUCCUCAUCGCUAGAGUUGGGGGAGGUGGUGGUAGUGUCGGUUGUUGUGCGCGGGACAGUCGCCUGAGCGGCCGCCGUAGGAGCAGUGGGCGAAGAUGAUGAUGAUGAUGAUGAUGGUGAUGAUGAUGAUGAUGAUGAUGAUGAUGAUGAUGAUGAUGAUGAUGAUGAUGAUGAUGAUGAUGAUGAUGAUGAUGAUGAUGAUGAUGAUGAUGAUGAUGAUGAUGAUGAUGAUGAUGGAAGUGGUGGGUCAGAAAAAUUUUUAGACAUAGUUGGCGGCAGAGAGGAGGAGGAAGAGGUGGGCGGGGGGACGAUGGUUAGUGCCGUUCGAGAGGCGCAGCAAAUCCGAAGAUAUCCAACAAGUCAAAUUCGAGCACGGAAUGUCCGUUGACAGCGAGGACAUGUUGGAGGCGGUUGUGCGGCGGCGUUGCGUACUGGGUGAAGUUGUGAUUUACGGGCUUCGCGUUUCGCUUUGGCGACAGCGAUGCGGUUGGCUUCGUAGAUCGCAGCGCCUAUCUUCAUUGUCCUCCUCCAGGUCGGUCCAUCGAGUGCGACCUCUUCCCAGUUGGUGGGGUUGAUUUGCAGGCGUUUCAGGGAGAACUUCAGGGUAUCCUUGUAACGGUGGAUCUGGCCUCCUUGACAGCGAGAACCCGUCGCGACGUCUCCGUAGAAGAGUCGUUUGGAUAG